Boleophthalmus pectinirostris (great blue-spotted mudskipper) is the source of this 3919-nucleotide messenger RNA. RefSeq names its product ubiquitin protein ligase E3D (gene ube3d). Gene Ontology annotation, biological process: proteasome-mediated ubiquitin-dependent protein catabolic process; protein autoubiquitination; protein monoubiquitination. The record is from RefSeq and is a predicted model, not a curated record. Gene Ontology annotation, cellular component: ubiquitin ligase complex; nucleus; cytosol. Gene Ontology annotation, molecular function: ubiquitin protein ligase activity; ubiquitin conjugating enzyme binding; cyclin binding. NCBI's taxonomy places the organism in Eukaryota, Metazoa, Chordata, Actinopteri, Gobiiformes, Gobiidae.
AUAUUUGUCUUAUGUGCAUAAGAUCAGAGUAGCUUUAUGCAUUUCAUUUGAAAUGUAUUUGUAGGAGAUAUUCGGAAAUGCUAUGGUCUCAGUAACUUUCCUAAACCGGUAGAGUACGUCGAGAAAAAAGCCACGCUGUUUCGUGCUGCAUGCUCUCGCUUUGUUUUUUUCUUGUUCAGUACAUUGACUGUUCAGCAUGUAUGUAGUACGUUAAUAUCUUACAUGUAAUUUUCGGGCAUAUGUGUUUAAACAGGUUUAUGGAUGAAUAGUUGUCCUUUUGAAUACCUCUGUGAAUGAAUGGCAAACACUGCAAUGCCAGUCAGGAGUGGAACUGCAGUAUUUCUAGAGCUUAGGAAAAGGCUUCGGAGUGGUUUAGUCAUUAUAAGAAAAGAUGUGGCUCAAAAUCUUUCAGAGACUAUUGUUACUGGUGGAGAGUCCAUGCUUCACAUAAAAACACCCGAAAUGCAGGUAAACCUGACUUUACCACCAGGGGUCACCUUUGAGCCAGGAUCUGUCAUACCUACUACAGCUGGAGACCACUGUAAAGAGGAGCUGCAUUUUAGGCUGCGCAUUACUACAGCUCAGCACAAAGAGGUUUCUGACAAGGUGAUGGAGACACUCCAAGCUAAAGAGACUUAUUGCUUCCACUGCCAGACCUGCAUGACCAGGCUGCUGGAGGACAGAUCAUUCCGGAGAGUCCUUCCUCUCCCAAAUGGAAAUUGGAAUGCUAUUGUGGAUGACUGGUGUUGCCAUCCGGAUCCCUUCGCUAACAAGAAGUUGUUGCCUCGAGCAGAGGACUGUUUACUUGGCGAUACCUUCCUGCUUUUAGCCAGAGAUGGGAGUGAACACACCCUUACUGAGGAAAUAAGCCCAGUUAGUGCAGUGGACAGCCAGGAUCCAAAGAAGCCAUGCCGUAGGCUGAAAGUCCUCUCAUGUAAGAGCUGUUCUUCAGAACUAGGUGAAGCAGUAGCACCAGAGAUUUUAAAGUUGUACAUCACACAGGUGGUUGUGGAGCGAUGUGUAGGAGACCAAAGGUCAGAGUGUUCACUUAGCAGAUCUCUCUUCUUGGAGAGAACGGUGGCAGACAAAUUGUGUGAGCUCUCAAACUCUCUGAGCACCUUCCACUUUUCUGUCCAGACCCCUGAUGGAAAGGCUUUUUUGUUGAUUUGGCUUUUGAACAAUGACUCCAUUGUAGCAUCAAUCCCAUGGUCACACAUUGAAAAUGUGAGGUCCUCAUCCUUAGACUCUCUGAGUCCUUCACCCAGUGCUACAAGAGCCUUGAAAGUACUCUACAUCUCCUGCUCUGACACUGGCAUCCAGCAAAAAGACAUAGUGACAAAUUGGGAGGUCAACUCCAUAGGACAUCCUCUGGUGCUACCAAAGAAGGUGUGUGAAGAGCUGCAGCGAGUGAUGGAUGAGAGCAACGCCACACUCCCCGCAUCUUUGAGAUGCAUGCAGUCAUAUCAGGUGGCCUAUCUGAGACUGUGUGUUCCAAGCCCUCACUGUGAAGAUGGACCAGCGUGUGGAAACGUGCCGUGCGGUUAAGGUGACAGAGACCUGACACUUCUGUUUUGUCAGACUGGAGAGGACAGUUUGGAACAAAUGCUCUUAAUUUUCUCUUUUGUAUUUCAAUCACAUUUCAAAACUGCUAAGUGCUGUAUUAACAUCCAAACAGGUCUAAAGUUGAGGUACGAUAUUUUGAGACCGUGAAAGGAGUUGAGUAUUUUUAACUGUUAACCUUGUUACUCAAACUUGAUCCUUGGAGUUUAUAUGUAUUCUUUUUUUAUAUCCCACACACAUUAAACAGUGCUUUUCUGUCAUAGUUUUUCUCUUUUGUCUGUUUUGUAGAUGACUGGUGGGACAUUGUUUCAGAGUUCAGUUCUAGUAAAAGCUUAUUACAAAGACACUGGAGCCUGAGGGCACAGCAGUACGUAAUUACAGCUCAUGGAGUUAGGUGAUGUUUGUCUCUUAAUCUAUUUUUUUGUUUGAUAUUGUUAUAUAACACAGAAGAAAACCCAAAACAAAACAAAAAAAUUUUUCUUUUUAUUAAUCAAAUGCACAGUUUUACAACUUAUUUAAUGGGCUAGGAGUUAACACUGCGGCUAACAUUUCUUAUCACUUUGUUUUGUACACCAUCAUUAAGCACUUAGAUGAGUCAGUUUCAUAAUAUAAUACCGUAUUUUUAUUUAGAUUUUUUGAAGUUGUCUGACCUAAUUUGGAAGAAUACACUGUCUGGUAUACUCCUGCAUUCAUAUGUAAACUGUAAUUUAAAUAGCGGUUGGUGGGAAAAUGCUAAUUGUCUGCCAUAGUUUUUACACUAAACUCCUCCACAUGCCCAAAGCACCUAGAAUGACACAGCACAACCUCAGGGGGAGUUAAUAGUCACAGGCUGUUUCUAAGUUGUAAUUGGGUAGGUAAUAUUCAGUAAUUGUAAUUUUAAUAUUUAUGCAAUUUCAGAAAACUAAUCAGCACCGGUCACAUAAUGAAACAAUCAUAUGCUAAACCUUCACCAUAUAUUUCUUUCUUAUCAGUGCAUGCAUGCGUCUGUUAAAUGCUGCUAGUGACUAUUACUCCAAGAAAAAACAAAGGAGUAUUGUGCUCAUCGAGGCAGCAAAGCUGGGAGUGAAUUGGCUAAUUAAAUACGUCCAACUCCAAAACCAUCAAGGGCUCCUCGUUUCCUUUCUGCCCUUUCCAGGCAAGUGCAAAUGAAGUAGGCUCUAAAUAACCCAUUUGUUUCAAGUCCGCUGAGCCUAAGGAGCCACUCCACAUUAUACUGGCUGCCACUGCUGCCGCUGUUUUGAAGUACACACCGACUGAACCGUUCGGCCCCAAGGAAUUGUGGGAGCUCUUUGUCAUUCUCUCCUUGAUGAUCGACAAUGCAAGUGUCAAAUUAAAGGUUUGGGGCCAGUGCAGUGUGGUCUGUUGACACUGUGCAGCUCAUUAGCCCAUUGAGACAGUCUGUGCAUGAAAAAUACCAGUACAAAGGUCUAGUCAUACUAGUCUUACACUCAGGGAUGAUAAUUACAUGUUAGUUUAGAAGCUAGCCUUUAUGCUUGUGUGGUGCACAUACCAAGAUGGGGAUUUUUAUUCAAAGAUGAAAUUGUUUUGUUUUUUUUCCUUUGAGGCUGCCACAGCAAAUUAUCUGCCUUCUACCUUUCAGUAUUUUUUUUUUAAGCAUUCAGUAUUAUGUUUUGUCUGGUGCCCCUAGCUUUGGGUUGUAUUGUACCUGUAUGUUAAUCCAUUGAGGAGUUGAUUACAUCUGUUUUACCUAAUUUUCUGUUUUUGUUUUUAGCACUUAUAAAACAAUAAAAUUACCUCCAGAUCCAAUAAGCUUUGUCAGACAAACUCUAGAAAUAGGAUGCCAAUCAACACUGUUUCUUGGUGUGAAAGGUGUGCAGCUGGUUGUAAAGGGCAGUGCAGUUUUUUAUACCAUAUCAUCUUCUACUUCACAGAGAAAAAAAAUUCCCUGCACCACAUCGUGAUAGCCCACAUAUGGAACGAUCAAGUCUACCAGGAUACAUUUCAGAUUGGAUUUUACAGCUCUUUGCGUUUCCUAAUGUCAUUGAUAUUAUUUCCGGAUUAAGUGAAACAGUGAUGUGUGAGAUUACAACAAAGGCCGGCGCAGUUACAGAGGGUAGUUUGGAGAGGUCAAGCCUCUAAAGCUCGUCUCAUCUAUCAGAGGAAAUGAGCCAUUAGAUUGAGUUCCCAUUUUAGUCACCCAGUCUUAAUGGGUCAUCUAUAUUCACCAUCUACAAACUUGGGAAAGAAGAGGAAUCACAUAGUUUGUUAUAGUUUACUAUAUCCACUGUGUAUAUCAAAAUAAAGCUAUAGAGGAUGCGCCUGGAAUUAUUUUAGUCAUUCAUCAUACUUGCUUGUUUGUUGUUAUCUGAAGCCUAGAAACUGUAAUGCAGGGCUGAGG